Molecule: messenger RNA, 1200 nt
Organism: Huiozyma naganishii CBS 8797
Lineage: Eukaryota; Fungi; Ascomycota; Saccharomycetes; Saccharomycetales; Saccharomycetaceae
Gene: MID2
Product: Mid2p
Exons: 1
Coding region: 1-1200 (399 amino acids)
Source: RefSeq, a predicted model, not a curated record
AUGGUGAGUUAUAGCAGGGUAGGUUUGCUCCUGCUGGCGUUGGUAUCAUAUGUGAACGGCCAACAACAAGGAAAUAACGGUGGUGGUGGUGGUAAUAAUAAUAAUAAUAAUAACAACAACAACAAUAAUAAUAAUGGUACGACGCCGACGAGAAGUUUGGGUUCGGUGGCGGUAGUCUCUAAUACUGCGACUUUUUCUACAGAUGCAAUAAGUUCCUCCAUAUUAGUGGCAUUGUCCAAUACAAGACAGCCGUUUUCGUCAUCGAUACAGCGACGUUCCUCGGAGGCAGUCUCCUCGAGGGUAAUCAGUUCCCUCAGGGUAUCGUCGUCUGUACAGAGGAGUGCCGAGAGAAGUGUUAGUAGCGUCAGCAGCAGCCGACAGCUCUCGAGUGUAAGUCGGUCUGUGUCCGCGGUGGUGAGUUCUUCAAGACCGGUACGGGCGUCUUCGAGUAUCGUGUCGUCCUUCUUUUCGUCAUCGGUAUCGUCCACGGUAUCGUCCACGGUAUCGUCAACGGUGCCCUCAAGCAGUUCAUUCUCGUCGAGUUCGUCAAGUUCGCGAGCCACUUCCUCUAGCACGGAUACCUCAGAGACGAGCACGCGGAGCACACCGAGAGACGCAUCCCGCACAAUAACGAGUGUCAUAGAGGGACAGACGAUUCUGUCGAAUUUCUACAUGACAAUGACAAUCACUCCCUCUGCGUCGUCGACGGGCACGAAGAAGUCCUCACAGGCGCACCACGGGCUCUCAUCCAAGAACAAGAAGAUUGUCAUCGGGUGCGUCGUCGGGCUGGGCGUGCCCUUUUUGAUCCUGCUAGCCGUGGUCGUGUACUUCGUGUGCAUCAAGCCAAAGAAGACGGACUUCAUCGACUCGAACGGGAACGUCGUCACUGCAUACAAGACGAACGCGAUCCUGAGACUGUGGCAUAAGAUCGUUGGGAAAAACGUCUCGUACGAGGAGUACGACUCGAAGAUCCCACUCGGUGGGGACUCCUCAGAUGAAGAGUUGUCACUAUCGCAUCACGCGGACAGCGUGGGGGACCCGUUCCGCGGUGACAGCCCGCCCACUGACAAUAACAGCAACGGUGCCGCGGGACCCAUGAGAACAUCGUCUGCGCGACAGCCCCGCUCGCACGAACUCAUGCUGGACGAGGAGAAGUACUACGAUGAGCACGGCAACGAGUUGAACGCGAAGAACUACUAG